This is a messenger RNA of Rotaria sordida, 312 nucleotides long. NCBI's taxonomy places the organism in Eukaryota, Metazoa, Rotifera, Eurotatoria, Philodinida, Philodinidae. The record is from the annotation of a GenBank genome assembly.
AUGUAUUUAGAUAAGACAAGUAAAAUAUCCGUGACUGAAUUUCGAAAUUUAGUCUUUAGUGAUGAUUUUCUUCAAAAUUUUCGUAGUCCACCAAUUGAUAUUUAUAUGGCCGAAAUGACAUUCAAUGAGGUCGAUACUAAUAAGGAUGGUCUUAUAUCACCACAAGAAGCACGUCAGAGUAUUAUUUUAGCUGGUGAACGCAUACCUGGAGGUAGUUUUGGUCAUAUUAUUCAAAUGUUUGAUGACAAUCACGAUGGACAAAUGUCACUUGAAGAGUUUUUAAAUAAUGUUCAGAAAUUAGUUCAUGAAUAA